Molecule: messenger RNA, 743 nt
Organism: Leptinotarsa decemlineata (Colorado potato beetle)
Lineage: Eukaryota; Metazoa; Arthropoda; Insecta; Coleoptera; Chrysomelidae
Gene: mRpL22
Product: mitochondrial ribosomal protein L22
Biological process (GO): translation
Cellular component (GO): mitochondrial large ribosomal subunit; ribosome
Molecular function (GO): structural constituent of ribosome
Source: RefSeq, a predicted model, not a curated record
UCCACGAAGAAAUAAGAAGAAGAGAGUCGGGGUUAUGUUGAAAUGAUUGCAAAAAAUAAUUUUUUAUAAAUUAUGAAUAUGGCACUAACAAAAGCAUGUUGGAGACUCUCUGAUAAACUAUUUCUACCCACAACCAAACAGUUUCAAAAAAUUCAUACCACGGGCAUCGUUUCAGCCUGGGCAGACGAGCAAGAAGCUACAAAAAAGUGGCUUAAAUAUAAUGAUAAAAUAUACCCUCCCCAAUCCCCAAAUGAAGAACCAAGACCUGCUUAUGUUUGCCAUCAAAGAACAAAUAUUAAAUACAGUCCCUGGAAAAUGUGGUACAUAGCCAGUUUUAUAAGAGGGAUGCCAGUUGAUGAAGCUAUCAGACAACUGAAGUUUGUUCUGAAAAAGGGGGCCAAGGAUAUCAGAGAAGUGCUGGAAGAAGCUAAGGAAAUUGCUGUGAAAGAACAUAAUGUAGAGUUUCCCAGUAAUAUGUGGGUCGCUGAAUCUUUUGUUGGGAAAGGAGUGGUUAUAAAAGGAAUGCGAAGGCAUGCUCGAAUGAGAUUUGGCAUCAUUAGAUAUUUCCAUAUCCAUUAUUUCGUAAGACUUGAAGAAGGAACACCUCCUGAACAUUACUAUCUGCCUUAUCCCAAGAAACCCCAUGAACAGCUCAGUGACUGGUUAGAAUCGAUGAGAAAACGAAAAAUCAUAAAUUCCUUGUAAUCCUCUAGUUACUCCUAGAAUUAUAACAAUUUCAACAA